Messenger RNA from Sporisorium graminicola, 2979 nucleotides. RefSeq lists its product as uncharacterized. Gene Ontology annotation, cellular component: cell periphery; cytosol. The transcript has a single exon. NCBI's taxonomy places the organism in Eukaryota, Fungi, Basidiomycota, Ustilaginomycetes, Ustilaginales, Ustilaginaceae. Bases 1 to 2979 code for a protein of 992 amino acids. Gene Ontology annotation, biological process: protein K48-linked deubiquitination. Gene Ontology annotation, molecular function: K48-linked deubiquitinase activity; cysteine-type deubiquitinase activity; cysteine-type carboxypeptidase activity. The record is from RefSeq and is a predicted model, not a curated record.
AUGGCAGACUGUUCAGGUGGAGGCGGCUUCAGUGGAGGUGGCGGUGGCGGUGGUGAUGGAGGCGGCUUCAGUGGCGGCGGCGGCUUCAAUGGAGGCGGCUUUAGCGGCAGUGAUGCUGGGGCUUCGGCUGCUGCUGCAUCAGCAGCUGCGUUCAUGCAACAGCAACAAUUCGCCCAGCAACAACCGUUCCAUGCAUUUACUCGAAACCGCCAGGAAAGAGCUAAGAAAAGGACUUCCGAACCUCAAAGCACACGAGCGGUGGCUAACCCAUCCAGGUACAAUCCAACACCCUCACGGAAUCAUGCAGCAGCGGCACCAGCAGCACCUUCAGCACGAACAGCAGCAACGGCAGCCAACGAGGAAGCGCAAUGGUCGUUGAAGGACAUCUUGUGGCAAGGGCGCGAAUGCAAGAUCAUCACCCAGAAUCACAACGGGCCCUGCUCGCUCAUCGCGCUCUGCAACAUUCUUUUGUUGAGAGGCGAGCUCGAGAUCACACCCCCCGAUCGACCUGUCGUCAGUUACAGUUAUCUGAGUCAGCUGCUUGCCGAGCAUCUGCUCUCCAAAGUGUCCAACGAGGGAUUUGGCGGUGAAGAACUCGAAGCUGCGCUCAGCACACUGCCUCGAACGCAGUACGGCUUGGACGUGGACGUAGGCUUUGGCUCGAUCACCUCGUUUGCUGCCACACCUGGCAACGAUGGAGGCGCGGGGGAGCUGGCGUUGUUCCGGCUAUGCGGUGUGCAGCUGGUGCACGGCUGGCUCCCCGAUCCUGCAGAUGCAGAGACUUAUCAAGCAGUGCAGGCGGCAGGCAGCUACAAUAAGGCAACCGAUGUGGUGGUCCGGGGAGACGAGAUUGCCGAUGGCGCCGUCGUGCGCGAUCGCGGAGUCGGGGCCCUCGCAGCCACGCUGGCAAGCCAAUCUACCAGCUCUUCGAAUGGCAAGCAACCGGAACGACAGGCCUGGACCGACGAACAGAGCGCUACGGUGCGCCAUGCUCUCGCACUGCAAUCGUUCCUCGAUACACAAUCUACACAGCUCACUUACCACGGCCUGUUCGUGCUUGCCCAGGAAAUACCCGCCGGCCAGCCUGUAGCGCUAUUCCGAAACUCGCACCUGUCAGUGCUGUAUAGGCGGAUGCCCCACGAGGGCGUGGAUGCAGCAGCGGCCGAGGUGGCAUCGGCAUCUAUGCCGCCAACUCUGUUCACACUGGCAACCGAUGCUAGCUUCUUGAUGGCGGACGAGAUUGUUUGGGAGAGUCUGGUAGAUGUGGAUGGUGCGAGCAGCGAGUUUUACGACGGAAAGUUCCACAAGUCGACGCUGCGUCAAGGGGAUUACGUAGGACAGGAUGUGAAUGGGAUCGGAGGAGCAAGUGAGGGCCAAGGGGGUGUGCACCAGCAUAACGAGGAUGCAGAUUAUGCCUUGGCGAUGCAGAUCUACCAAAAUGACCAGGAACGACUGGAUCGUCGCGAGCAGAGGAGGAGGAGCAGACAACCGCAGCAGAACAGAACACAGCCGAGAGGGGCGCAAGCGCCGCUCUCCGCUGCGCCGCCUGCACCCCGGGCUCAACCGGUGUUCGAGACGCCCAGCGAGGUCUUCACCACCAUGCGAUACGAAGCAGAACCGAGCAGCGAGGAGGGCGAUGCAUUGGUGGUGUCGAGUCUGAUUCCGGCCCGGCUGCAGGACGAGCAUGCCGAGCUGCUGAGCGGAUUGCGAAGUAUGUCCCUGGGAGGUGCGCAGACGGCCAAGACCACGGCGAAUCAUUCGACCAACCCGUUCCUGAAAGCAGCCGACACGGGAUCAGGAGCAGCCGCGACGAGCACGUCGACCAACCCAUUCCUCGUGGACACCAGCACUCCGGUCAAGCAUCGACUGUACCGGCACAUUCCGUUGUUAGAGCAACACAUAGAGCGGCUCAACAAGUCUGCGGGUGCCAUCUGCCGUGCCUACUCUGCGGUGUGGUCGAUGCCGCUGCUGGAGCAGGAAAGGUCGCUGGAGCCGCAAAGCAUCCUGGCCGCCAUCGAAACAAGCCUUGCAUCCAGUGCGAACAGCAGCGAUGACUCGCAAGAACAAGUCAUGGGUAUCAGAGUGGCCAUUCGCAAGGACGGAUCGAUCAGGGUAACGCACCGCUCGGUCACGCCUUUCCCAAGUACUCUGGCUGAUGCAAGUGACACUGCUGCAUGUGCGCCAAGCGUGCGCUUCGACUUUAUGCCGACGCGCGUUCGGGCGAUGGAUCUGGAACCGGUGGUGUUCAACAAGACGGACGCGCGAGGGUUCUACGAGGCGGCCAAGCAGCGGGUGGGGGCAGAUGUUAGUGCGCUGAGCGGGGUGCGUGAGGCGGACGACAGAUGCUUUGACGUGGUGCUGUGGAAUGACGAGCAGACCGAGGCGUUGGAAGAGCCGAGUGCGACUGCGCCGCCCAAGAGACUGGUGACCGAGACGAGUGUGGCCAAUGUGCUCGUCGAGUACGUUGCGCAUGGAGGAGGCCAAUCACGCUUUGUGACGCCACGAACAUCGACGGGCAUGUUGGACGGCCUGCUGCGACGAUGGCUGGUCAACAACGGAUUGGUCGAGGAAGAAGAUGUCGAGCUCGACGAGCUUGUUGGGCGGAUACGCCAAGGAACCGCGCAGAUCUGGCUCUGCAACUCGCUGCGUGGCGUGUGGAAGGUUGAUCUUGCAGACCCGCCCCGGUACGGCGCUCCUGGCAGUGGCGCAGACGUAAAUGGAGCAGGACGGGUAAAAAAGACCCGCUUCUCUUCGUUUAUCAAAGGUGGCUCACGUACAGACUCGCGCAAUGCAGCAUCUGCACCUACAGCGCCUUCAGCAUCUCCAGCAGAACAGCGACCGCCCGCAGAGGCAGUACACGAUCAGGUGAUUGACGACCUGUAUGGACACAGGCAGGGAACAAGCAGCAGCAGCAGCAAGGUGAAAGGCAGGAAGGGCAAGAAAGGAAAGGACGACAAGAAGGACUGCAUCAUCAUGUGA